AUGUGAACACCAAUGAGCGUCACCAAUGAGAUGGCAACUCCCUGAAGGUAUGUUUCCUUGGCCGGAUGAGAUUCACCUGCAACAAAAGACACAGCAGCACAUUAUUUAAGUCUUCAGAAGAGCUUCAGAGCUGCGCCCCACAAACUGCAGUGUGAUUUCUCAGCAUUGUGGGACACAAAAGCAGAGAUCCUGGGUCCACUACGAGUCAGGUAAGUCACCUGAUGACAUUAAAGCCUUCUGGUUUUUGAUCACACACACAUGUUGAGACAUGUAAGAGGAUCAGGCGCCGGGAGAAAAGGCAUUUAGGCGCAUGUUUGACGGAUUUAUGAAUGUGAUAAUAACCGUUUAUCAUCUUCAUGUCGUGAGAUAAGACCUGACAUGCAUGUUGACUGAUAGCUACUAUUAUCAGCUAACCCAAUCUAAGCUCACAGGAGUUUAGGGGGGUGUAUGCUGGUGUUUCCUGCUUUCAUGUAAAGCCAAAAUGUGUGCAAAUGUUUUGAAUUUUUUGACACAUAAACAAAACCAACAAAAAAAAAAAAAGAGUUUCGAGUGUGUAGAAGUCUGUGUUUAUCGACAUGUCUAUAUUUCCUCCUUCAGUCAAACCAGUUCAGUCACAACGAUAUGAGCUUCACCUGCGGAGCUGCCUCGAGCGACUUUCAUCGAGUUCCCCGCCUAAAUUUAGGCCGUGCUCCCACAGUCACUCUGAAUUACAAAAACACAUCUAUUCAUGUCGAUUUGUAGGACAUUUGGACAUCUUUGUGACACGGUUGGAGAAGUGUGUUAAAUGACAGUGUGUCCUGAGGUUCUCACAGAUGUACGUCUUUGUUUGAGAGCAGCGCAGCAGAUCAGAUGGACCAGGUGUCGUACCGGUCAGUGGCGGCCAGUGAUGAUAUCACAGACGAGUCAGUGUCGCUGGUGGAGGACAGGUGGAGCUCCGAUGAAGAAGAGGUAAAAAAGUAAAAACAAUAGCUAUACUACAGGGGAGAGGGGGUAAGUUGAGCCAAAGGGUAAGGUGAGCCACCCCCUGUUGCUUGCAAAUGGUGGAAGAAAUUGAUCAUGUGACCAACUAUUUAGGAGAUGUGCAUCAAUUCAUGGAGUCUGUGAAGGUGAGAAGCACCUGGGUGAAGGGGUUAGACAUUUAUUUCCAAAAAAACAUUUUUCACUCUUGAAAUUGAAUUUGUGUUCAGACCAAAAAAGAGGUAGUAGGGAUACGACUCAACUUACCCCACACAUGGGGUAAGUUGACCAUAGGAGACCACUUUUUUGUCAUGCUAUAUUACCAAGACAGUUAUGUUUACACUCAUUCUGUUGGUUUACAGGGAUGUAUAACAUCUUGAAAUAUGCAGAUACACUAGUUAGAGACAAAACUAUGAUCGCCUUGAUGUAGUGAUCCGAAAUAUGAAAAAUGGCUCAUCUUACCCCACUCUCCCCUACACUCUUCUGCUUUAUAAAGCGUUCACAUGUCUGUAUAGAUGCUUCCUGUUCCCUCUCUGAUGAAAACCCCCAACAAAGUUACAAAUCUAGCUGUUUAUCACAGCCCAGCAUCUCUGAAAAGAUUGAUCACUAAUCUCUGUGUUUUAUCCUGUUAGUCAUGUACUUGUAGUAGUUAGCAAACACUGGAACCAUAUGUCUUAAUUCAAUGUUUAUUUCUCUUCCAUCAGACCUCAGACCCUCAGGGACAGUGUCUUGCAGCACCUCAGACUCCUCUCCCGACCUACAAACAGAGGUUUGAAGAGUUCAAGAAGCUGUUUAAAGAGUUGCCAGAGACAGAGAGACUAAUAGUGGGUGAGUUAAAAAAAAAAGCUAGUUCCCAUGUUUGAGUCAAAUAUUUGAGUGGAUAAUAUACUUUAUCGAGCUCCAAUUUUUAUCUGUCUAUUAUGUAAAAUUUCUUCAACCUACUGUACGUCAUAUUCUUCUUUUUAUAUCAUUGUGUAAAUUCCCCUACUUGAACUUUGAUGCCUCCCAAAAUCCUAAACUAAAUUUGUUCCACGUCAGUGGAGCGCACCUUUGUUGGUUUUUUAAUUAUUGAAAACUAAUUUACUGUCUAUCUCAUAAGACGGAUGAGGAGAAAUCAGGUCACCAAAAGUUGCUUGUCAACUCCUGCCAGUGCCUAAUAUCUGAAAUCUUGCCAAUAAAUGUAGGCUACUUCCUGCAGGAUCUUGCUUCCAAUCUCUUGUAGUAAUUGUGACUUUAGAUCAAAAAGUUUUUGAAUACUCAAAGAAGUAACUGCAGAGCUGUCAAAUGUUGACAAUCUGGUGCAUUACUGGUGAUACACAGUUGUUGGCAAUCAAAGUAGAUAUGGUGGGUGGACACAGUAAGGAUAACUAUUAAUUUGUAUGUGUGUGCAUACACACAUCAUAUAUGAUGGUCUCAGGUUAAACAACAACAAAAAUACAUCAAGGUUAUGUUUUCUUUUUCUGGUGAGCUCUUUAAUAAGUGUGAAAAAUACAUCCCAGUGUCAUUUCUAUAGAUGUGUUUCUUCUCUCCAUUUUCCCUCAGACUACCCAUGUGCCCUCCAGCGGGACAUCCUCCUUCAGGGACGCCUUUACCUCUCUGAGAACUGGCUCUGUUUCUACAGCAACGUAUUCCGGGGGACUAAGGUGAUAAAAAGUGACAGAGAGAAACACCAAAUAAACAUUCAUGUACCUGCAAAAAUAUAGUUUACACUGUUAACUUUUAAUUUUAUGAAGAUAACCUUUUGGAUUACCACUCUUUAGUUCUUAGAAGAUAAAAGUUUAGAUAAUGACAACUGCAAUGUAAUGAGGGACAUUAAGGCUUGUACUAAUAGAGUAAAAUCUAGCAAGUUCAGAAUUUGAAAAAAGUACAAAAACUAAAUAAAAGAAUAAAGUAAAAACUUCAGGUAAUAAAAAACAAAUCAGCUUCUUACAAACAAAGAGCAUGAAAUUCUAUUUUGAAAUCAUGUGCAACAAUUUCACAGGGACACAGACAUGAUAUGUGGAUUCACUAAUUGCUAUAUCAGUGCAGCCUCAGUAGACUGAAUAGUACCACAACAGUGUCCUAUUACUGCUCUGCUGUGAACAUCUGAUGAUGCAAUUUUGUCACAAUCUUUGAUAAUAAACAUGUGUGCACUACUGAAACCUCGAACCUUCCUUAUAGAUUGUCCUGACACUUAAAGACAUCCAAACUAUGACCAGAGAGAAGACAGCUCGGCUCAUUCCCAACGCCAUCCAGGUCUGCACCAGUACUGACAAGGUAGGUUUUUAAAAAGAGAGCACUAAUCACUUCACUUUUGAUGAGAUUAUUGUUGAUAAGAAGACACUUUUCAUCAUUCUAUCUUUUAGCUCUUCUUCACUUCCUUCUCGGCAAGAGAGAAAAGCUAUUUGGGGGUUUUCCGCAUGUGGCAGAACGUGCUGUUGAACAAGGUAAGGGCCUUUUUAUAUCACCUUAACAAAGUCUUUCAACCACAGACUUUAAUCAGUUCAGUCUUAAUCUCAGCUCAUGCUUCAUGUUUCUCAAUAGUUUCAUACCUCAGUGUCAUGUGUCAAGAAACAUGUCCACGAGUCAUACAUUUCCCAUGGAUCACAAUGACAGUUAUUAACAGAUUGCUGUCGUCACAUAAUUUCACUGCUGAGAAGCAGCAGCUGUGUGACUUUACCCCACUCUGCUGCAGCACUUAUCUAAUCAGUCCAGAGUACAUAUCAUACAGCCCCAACCACAGACCGUCUUCCUCUGGGGUUAUCAGAGGGUUUCUGCUGUUGCAUGUGGGGGAAAGAUCUGUACAGAGUAGCUGAGCCGGUUUUGUGAAGAAGUCCAACCGUACAGUCCUGUGUUUAUUUUUCUACAUACUGAGGUAGGAGGCUGUGUUUGAAAUGAUUAAUAUGUAUGAAUGUCAGAAUUAGCAAUUAAGUAGACCCCAGUUUAGCCAUUAAAAAAAUAAAUAUAUAAAGUGUCAUUUUAAAGAAAACUUCCGACACAUUUCAAGUUUGUUUGUGCAGAAAAUUUUAAAGCACCUGUGAGAAACGUUCGAUCGACAAUUGUUAUGCCUCUUGUGGACAAAGCCGAGCUUUACAUGUUUUUGCUAAACUCAACUCAACUCAACUUUAUUUGUUAAGCACAUUAAAACAACCACAGCUGUACGAAGUGCUGUACAUAACUAGCCAAAACAACAAGAUAAAAAACAAUCAAAAAACAAUUAAAACAAUGGAUAAAAUAAAAGCAGAAUUAAAAGUAUUGUUUUAAUGCUUUUAAAAACUAAUUUAAAGCACCUGUGAGAAACCUUCGAUCGACAAUUGUUAUGCCUCUUGUGGACAAAGCCGAGCUUUACAUGUUUUUGCUGAUCUUGUCCAGUACAUGUGGAAGUGUUUUGUCUGAUAUGAAAUCUAGUCCUCAUUUCUUUUAACCUUUCACAUAUCUCUGUGUGUGAAUCUUGAAAACCAAAGCUGUUCCGGCAGUGUGCAGACAGUCACCUCACCUGACACUAACCCGGCAGCAGCAGCAGCAGUAAAUGACUUACCAGUGGUGAUACAUUUAACUGACCAUAUAGAAGCAUCAGUACUAACUUCAGUCCCUUUCAUUACUCAUGUAAAUCUCUUGACAGAAGUUUCAAGUGCAGACUCUUGUGCUUAAAAUGUAAUAACUGUACUUGUGUAAUGUGUAUUUUAUUACAUUUAUUAGUAGUUGUUGAUGUGCAGUCCUUUUAAAUCUUAAACAGCACAGUUGCAGUAUUAUAGUAUGCCAUCAUAAGCGCUCAUGAUUCCACCUUGGGAAAGCUGGACUGUCGAUUAUGUAACUCUCAUACAAUUGCUUUAAAUUCUCACAGAGGAAAGACUGUAGGCGCGCAUUUAACACGUGGAGUUAUUUAGUUUUGGUUAGAUAGUAAAACGUCUGCUUUAAAUUGGAUCGACUCUUAGUAAACAGGCACUAUGGCCGCCAACCCGUGGGGGAGUGAGUCUGCGGGGAUCCUGAGCGCAAACACCUGUAUAAAAACAUCACCAUCUAAAGUUCAUUGACCCCUGCAGGUGUGGCCAUGGUGGCUCAUUUGCAUGUUGUCUCCAACCACACAGAGCGCACUUGACGCACCGCUCGAUCUGGGGCACAAACUACUAACAGAAACACGACAGAUGAGAUGAGUGUCUCUCUGCUCGGAUUGUCGAUUAACCGGACUUUCCUCGGGCAGAGCGGGCUUUUAUUUACCUUUAUCACGGUGGAAAUCGGGGCGGCGCGUGUGAUCGUAACUGCUGAUCUCAGAUCCAGGACUUCCUGAAUGUGGGUGCGCGGUGCGUCCAGGUUACAGAUCAUUGUUGGACAGUCAGUCAAAGCUCACAGCUGCGGGGAGAGCCGCUGACGAGUAAGUAGGCUAAAGUCUGUGUCAGAGUCACUUGGACUUUCUUUUUGUUUCAGAUGCAAAACUAAACAGAAACGCUCGUGUUUCCAUAUGGCAUGAGAAAUCUGAAUUUUCUUGAUAGUUCUCAGGCCUGGCAUUUUCUCAGGUUUUCUAUUUUGACAUUUUGUCUGUUGAAAUGAAAUAUCUUGGUUCUGUUAUUAAGUUUUAAAUCAAAAUUGACUGUCCUGAAUAUUUCCUCUGAGCACAUGCUUAACAUUUGUGAUACUUAUUUUUUUCCUUCAGAAAUAUUUUGUCCUGGUGAAACUAAAAGCUGAAAAGUCUCUGUCUAUCAAGGGUUAACAGAUAAAUCUGAGAUAGAUAUCUCAGCAGUCUGGAGAGACAAUGUUAGUGGGUUGUUCGUCACCAUUGGAGAUAAGACUAAAUUACACCGGAGACUUUAUGUCUCCAGGUUACCUGCAGCUCAUAAGCUGUUGACAUUGUUGUUUCUUUUGACCUGUUGCAGAGUUGUUAUUAGAAAAGUUGUUGAAGUUGUUGAUUCUAUUUUUUCCCGUCAUCUUAAACCCUUUUUUUCUGUUCUUUUUUUUUUUUUUUUUUUUUUUUAAUUUUAGCCUCUGACCAGUUUAGAGUUGUGGCAGAUGGUCAAACAGCAUUAUGGGUAUGAUCUGGGCCUGAGCCAUGAAGAAAUGGAGAAUUUACAGAUAGCAGCAGAAUCAAGCAUGCAGACCAGGUGAGCAGACCCCCUCACAUGCUUUUAUUUAUCUAUCUAUUGACACAAUUUGGAAAUGCAAAUUACCCAGAACAACUCCUGCCUGUUACAAACACGCUGUGGUAACUGAUGUUUUGCAUAAAAAGAUUUUAGCUCUUGCUCGUGUCUAACUCCUGUCCCUGCAUAAGCCUCUGGUUGAGUAAAAAGAGUAAAGAGUCAGACAAAGAUUACAUAAGAUGUCAUGCAUAAAAAAAAGGGUGGAAAGACCCAACAAUAAAUACUAUCACUGUGCUGUACUGUCCAACAACCUGUUCUGUUCAUCUGCAGCCUGACCGCGAGGCCGAGUGGUGAUGACGCUUUAGGGAAGUUGGAGCGGACUCCCUCUAUUCGUCUCCCUGGGGUGGAUCAUGGGCCUUUGGAGACUUCAACACCUCAAGGGGAGGAUUUGCCUUCCUUACAUGGGUCACAGUCCAACAUGGUACUAAAAACAAGAUUGAUUUCCUCUAUGAAAUGGGCUAUACAUGUCUUCUUAUAACUCAAACUCCAUCUUUUUUGUGUUGCGCUUCCCAUCAGGACGACUCCCGCAGUACCUCAUCUCAGCGGCGCAGUCCAGCCCCGUCUCUGGACCGCCUUGCCCCAGAGCGGGCUUCCAAACACUCCUCUCUUGACCUCAACGCCAACGAGAAUGGUGUGUCAGAGCAGAGUGGUUCAGAGAGCAUUGAAGAUGGUUCGUAGAUACUCAUGCUCAUUUUUUUAUUAUUUUUUUUGUAUAAUCAUCAUAUCAACAACUUCCUUUGUUUGCUUCAUCAGUGGACGAGGGGGUGGGUUUGCCUCAGGUGCAAGGUCGACUUUAUCUCAACAAGGUCUUCCACAUCAGCGCUAACAAGAUGUUUGAGCUGCUCUUCACGGAGUCUGGCUUCAUGCGCAGGUUUAUGAACGUCAGAAAGAUAACCAGUAAGAGUUCACCCUUUUCAAUCCGAAUGGUCGUGUUUGAAUCAAUAACUUUCUCCCUAUUAAAAAUAAUUCAAUGUUUCCUGUACUUUUUUAGAUGGUAGUUUUACUGCUUGGCAAAAAGACACUACAGGUCACAUGAAAAGAAGUCUUAACUACACAAUAACCAUCAGCAACCCUCUGAUUGGCAAGUUCUCCACCGCUACAGAGAACCAGGUGUGUUUACAUCCGUGUGGAUGCUGUGUGCUUCAGUGACUGGAUAAACACAUUUCUACGUGAUCUAUGGCUCCCUGCUUAUUUGUUCUCCAAUUACCCAUCAGACACUGUACAAAGAAUCCAGGGAUGGUCAUUACUACCUCGUGGACUCGGAGGUUUACACUCACGACGUUCCCUAUCAUGAUUACUUCUACACUCAGAAUCGAUACUACAUCAUACGAACCUCGAAGCGGAAGUGUCGACUCAGGUAAACAUUAUAUCUAUGUAAAUUAGAUCAUCUUUUUUGUGUUUCUCUGAGUGAGGGCCAUCUUUGAUUUCUCUUGUGCUGCCAGGGUCUACACUGACGUGAAAUAUAAGAAGCAGCCAUGGGGUCUAGUCAAAUCCUUUAUCACCAAAAACUCCUGGAGUGGCAUCGAGGAUUAUUUCAGACAGCUGGGUGAGCAGAAAGCCUCUUUCACACACUGCGAAGGCAGAAAAGGGCACUUGUCUGUCUUCAGUCCUCAGCCUGUGGUUUAUUUUUAUCCUCAUUUGAUAUGAAUGUUUUCCUCCAACACGCAUUCACAGGAUCAGCAGUAGUGAAUCAUGUUACAGCUGCAUUUGUAAGGAAGGACAGGAGGAAUAAUGAAGACCUGAUCUGCCACUUUAGCACGACUAUCAUCUACGUUUUAGUUGCUUGUAAAGCAGAGUUUGCAUUGUAACCGUAUUCUUAUUCAGUCCUGUGACAGUAUUUGUCUGUUUGUGUCCCUGUGUUAACCCCGUACAGAAGCAGAACUCAUGGAAGAGGAAGCAGAGAUGAAUCAAGGAGGCGGAGACUCUGGGAAGGGUGGGCUUCGGAGGAGGAGGCGGACUUAUAGUCGGACUCUGCCAGAGCACAUGAAGCCCAAUAAGCCCUACGGUCAGGACACUGAACAGCUAAGAGAUGGCAACAUGGGUACAUGGCAUUUCAUACUUUUUAUUACAGCUUUUAAAGGAACAGUGAGUCAGUGGUUCCCACAGAUUGUUCCAGUAUUUCAGGCAGUCGAGGAGGUAAUGGAGGUUGAAGAAAAACAUUGAGUAAAUUAUCCCAUUUCUGUCAACUACUAUAAGUUUAGUUGUUAAACGAAAAAUAAUGUAUCUCCAAUGUACUUAUACAGUUCAUAAGAACACUUUAAUUUGUUCACCUCAUUUUUCUGGCAUUUUUUUUUUACCUUCAUAGCUCACCAGCAGCUUUCCUUCUGUGAUACACACUCGGCUACACCUUAAUCUGUGUUUGAUAUUUUGAUCACAUUCAUCAGCACUUUUUUAUACAGACAUCAAAAUGACACAACUUGCAGUUUGUAAUCUUUUACUUGAUAUUCAUUUAUCACGACAGAUAACCUGCAUGUGAUCAACGCUUUUUGAUGACACAGCAUUUAGAAAUAAUCAAUUACUGAUAGUGCAAAAUGGCAUCAGCAGCAAGCAGUUGCACAAAUUCAACAUGUUGUUCCUCAAUCAGUGCAUUGACACAUGCAUCUUGCUGAAAGACCUCUCGCUCUCUCUCUUGUGUCAGGCACUUAAGGUUAUCAGACGAGAGAGAGAGUCACUAUCAUUGAUAACUGACAGUGAGCAGAGUAGCCUGAAAACAAAGAGGAACAGCUAGCCUAGCAACCAGCACCUCUGAAGGUGCGGAACUUAUCAACAUUUGGUUACUAGGUGACCAGCAGACUCCAGAUAUUCACUUGGCUGGGACAAGAAACUGUACAGCUCAUAGUGUUUUAAAGCUAAAGCAUGCUUCUUUUUUUGUCAUCUUAUUGUUUAAACUAUAUAGAUUGAAAAAUAGAAAUAUGAAGUCUUCUGCAGAUUUUAUGUCCUAAGCUAGGCUUACUUGGCUAACUUCAGCUUAAUGCUUGAAGCUCCUGUGAGGAGUUUUUGGUUGGUUAUGAAACAGACAGAAACAAACAACUACACUUUCAUUAUGAUCCAAAACACAAAUGAGACCAUAACAGGACUAGCAAUUUUUAUACUGUAAAUUUCUAAAGCCUAAACCCCAGCAAGGUAGUAGGAGCCAGACCAGAUGACCGACAGCUUUUGUUUUUUUUUUUUUUCUGCAGCAAAAACUUGCAGUGAGUCAUACUAUUAAAAGAUUUAUAGAUUAAACUAUCAGCCAUGAGUCUCUUCUGCAUGUCUUCCCUAGCUCUCUAUUUCAGCAAACAUUUCCCUUUUGAAGCUUUUGAAUAUUUUCUUUAAGUAGCUUAAGUCUUUCAAACAGAAUAAAAUGUUCUAAAGGAGAAUGCUGUGUAUUGAACAUCCAGUUCAUUUGCUAAUGUGUCAGCAAGCAGUUCUCAGAGUAUCAUCCACAUCCUGAAUCAAAUGUUUAUCCUGCAAACUGCACACCAUACCACAGGCACUGAGAAAGAGCAGAGUUAUGUAUCCAUCACUAUUUGUUGCAGCUGACACACCAAAACACACGUACAAUGAAUGUUUGAGAGUUGUCAAAAUAAUGUUUGCCUUGGGAAGAUAGUUUCUAACCGGUAGAACAAUGCAAAACUUUUAAAGCUGCAAUCCUGCUCUGUUUUUCUGUUCUGUAUCUGCAACCCAUGCUGUGUCCUGCUGUCUUACAGGCCCCAUAGAAAUAGGAGAGACAUACAGAUGGAACACCACAACGAUAGUGGCUGUGAUGAGUGUGAUGUAAGUACCUGUGAACACUUGGUUUGACAUGUGCACAAAGACUUGUAAUUCUUUAUGUGACUUGCCUUUAUUGUGAAGAAAGAGUGAGAUACGUGAGAUGAGAGAUGAUGUAAACUCUGUGGUCAGAUUUUAACUCCGUGUUCUGUCUCUUUCAGUUUGCUGGUUCUGAUGAUGAUGAAUCUUGGUCUGUUCUUUAAGUUGUGGGCAAUGGAGGAUGUAGCCCACCACAUGUUUCUAACCACAAAACAUCGUCUGAGAGAGAGGAGUGAGGCCAGGUGACAUGACUCUCUUUUCUCUCUCUUUUAUGUCUGUUAUAUUGUCUGUUUUAGACUCUCUCUGCUGCUGCUGCCAUGACCGUUUAAAUGGCUGAAGUCUUGCUGUGGGUGGGCAGAGAGAGGGGGUUAGCCUUCCAUUAUUUUUUUCGUGUCUGGUGUUCAAGCAGCCCACGUAGGAGAGUGCUCAGAAAAGUCUUGUUCAGAUGACUCAGUGUUGAAACUGCCUGUUUGUCAGUCUCUGAAAAUGGGGUUAUGUAAGUGACAUAGUCUUACAUCAGUGCUUCUCCACUUCUCCAAUCUUUCUCUCAAUUCACAUCCGUCUAUGUAUAACACACAUAAAUGUUGUUGUUUCACAGCUUGGCUCCUGAAUAUGGCCCCAGACAGGGUCCAGGGUAUAGGACUGUAGAAGACAUGCAGCUUCUGAAAACUGUUCUGCAGGACUCCAUCAACCUUUUGGAACAGGUAGGAUUGGUUGUAUGCCCUACAGAAAAGACUGUUGGACUUCUCAGAGCGCAGAUGAACUGUAGCAGAUAUGCUAAACGUGUCGCUGGUUGGAAAAUAGAAUUUAACAUCUGAUUUUAUUAAACAAACAACAGUGUAGAGAAAUGAGGAUACAGUUUUCACAGUCAUGUUAUAUAGUUGUAAAGAAGUCAUGUAGCUGUGUUUUUAUCCAGGACUCUCUGGUAUUGUUUAUAACAAUAACUUUACUGUUUAUUUUGGUUAUAAUUUGUUCAUACUGUGAAUUAAUUGAGGUAAAAAGGAGCUGAAGUACUCACUGUUGGAAGCAAAGCUCAUCCUUGCUGUUAUUUUUCUCUGUCAUCACGGCUCAUCGCAUGAAUUUAUCAAUAUCCUCUAACACCUUUUUAUACCUAAGCCAGGUGUUGUGUGUGCUGAGUCAGUUCCUCUUCUCUCAUAGCUCCGCAGUUCUCUGAUGGUGCUGCAGCAGAACUUCGCUUUGGCUAAUCGGACUGCAGCGCCACAGUGACGCUCCACACCUAGCAACCGCAAAGUUCCCGUCCCCCCAGCCCUGCAGCAGUGAAAGCCUCUGAGGAAAUCUCUGGUUUCCAGUGACGUUGCCGUGUAGACAUCCCAGGACACCUGACAUGCCAGGAGUUACCAGGGGUUACCUGUCCUAAAGCCUGUGAUCUAGCAUCAGGUGCCAGGAUGUUUGUAAAGCUGUGGACUAACUGAUUGACUGACUGCUGCCAUUACAGAGUUGCAUCUAAAUCAGACACACAGCAGGUCUAAAUUCUUGUAAGGUGCUGGUUGGUUUCUUUACGUUUAUCAAUAGUUGAAUUAGUUUUCAGAAAAUGUUUUCCUGAUGAGCUUUACUACAUUCAUAUGAGCCUCUUUUGACAGCAGAUGAGCUACUGUAAAUACUUUUAUGUAGUUUUAUUCAAGGGGAGUGAAUCACUGUUAUUUAAAAUGACUUUUUUUCUGUACCCACACUUUUGCACAUUUUAAUUUUUGCACGUGCCUCAUAGAUAACUGUGAUUUUAAAUAUCUUUUUAGAUUUUAUUUCUAAUAAAUAAUAUAGAAUCUGUGACUCAUUCUAUUUAUCUUAUAUACACUUUUUCAAUAGCCUGAUGAAUUCACCCCAGGCUGAUAUAAAGGAAUAUUUUUUUAUGUUAAAUAGUGAAAGAAGCAAUCCUGAUCACCUGUACAUCUGUUUUGAUUCUGUUUUUCCCAGACUUUCUUUUUUUUCCACCCUUAUUCUUCACUGUUACUUCAAUAAAGAUAUGAGGUUGGUGCAUCA
Xyrichtys novacula (pearly razorfish) is the source of this 11855-nucleotide messenger RNA. NCBI's taxonomy places the organism in Eukaryota, Metazoa, Chordata, Actinopteri, Labriformes, Labridae. The record is from the annotation of a GenBank genome assembly.